CUGAAUGACGUUCUCAUAUAGCUGCAGAAGCUCGACAGUAACUCCGACCCAAGUCGCUGAUGGAGCCUGUUAAAAUCCAUCUUCAUCCGUGGACAGCUAACCAGUAUCGACAUUAAAAACAACAAGAGCAAAAACUACAUUCUUCGAUCUUUUUAACAAGCUCCGUAUUGUCACAAUACGAUGUAAAUAGUAUUUUAAAACAGGAGGCGAAAGAUUGUCGACGCCAACCUCAUCCGGAGACAGCACACAGAAGAGCAAUUUAUUCGCUCCAGCAGUUUUUUGUCGUCGGGUUUUUCUGCCGAUUCUGGUUGUUAAACAAACUAGAGCUUUAAACCUGAACAUAUUUUGGAUAUUUUGGGGCUAGCGAGCCAGCAUCCUAGCCAAUUUACAAUGGAGUUGAGAGUAGGAAACCGAUACAGACUGGGCAGGAAAAUUGGAAGUGGAUCGUUUGGAGACAUCUAUCUGGGUACGGAUAUUUCUGUUGGAGAGGAGGUUGCCAUCAAACUGGAAUGUGUGAAGACCAAACACCCACAGCUCCACAUAGAGAGCAAAAUCUACAAGAUGAUGCAGGGAGGAGUGGGCAUCCCAACAAUAAAGUGGUGCGGAGCUGAGGGGGACUACAAUGUGAUGGUGAUGGAGCUUCUGGGACCCAGUCUGGAGGAUUUGUUCAACUUCUGCUCUCGGAAGUUCAGUCUGAAGACCGUCCUGCUGCUGGCUGACCAGAUGAUCAGCCGCAUUGAAUACAUCCACUCCAAGAACUUCAUUCACAGAGAUGUGAAGCCCGACAACUUCCUGAUGGGGCUGGGCAAGAAGGGCAACCUGGUCUACAUCAUCGACUUCGGUCUGGCCAAGAAGUACCGCGAUGCUCGCACACACCAGCACAUCCCGUACCGUGAGAACAAAAACCUGACUGGCACGGCUCGCUACGCCUCCAUAAACACACACCUGGGCAUCGAACAGUCCAGACGGGAUGACCUGGAGUCUCUGGGAUAUGUCCUCAUGUACUUCAACCUGGGCUCUCUUCCCUGGCAAGGCCUCAAAGCUGCGACCAAGAGACAGAAAUAUGAGCGCAUCAGUGAGAAGAAGAUGUCCACGCCCAUCGAGGUCCUCUGCAAAGGCUACCCCUCCGAGUUCGCCACCUACCUAAACUUCUGCCGCUCUCUGAGGUUUGACGAUAAACCCGACUACUCAUACCUCCGCCAGCUCUUCAGGAACCUCUUCCACAGACAGGGCUUCUCCUACGACUACGUCUUCGACUGGAACAUGCUCAAAUUUGGUGCCAACAGAGCCGUGGAGGAUGCAGAGAGGGAGCGUCGGGAACGGGAGGAGAGGCUGAGGCACAGCAGGAACCCUGGAGCCAGGGGCAUGGCAUCCGCCUCGGGAAGAGCCAGGGCAGCUCAGGACGCUGCAGCCCCCUCCCCCCUCAACCCUGCCUCACACACAGGUAUGGAGAAGGAGAGGAAGGUGAGCAUGCGUCUUCAUCGUGGAGCACCUGUCAACAUCUCGUCCUCAGAUCUGACUGGACGCCAAGACACAUCCCGCAUGUCCACCUCACAGGCUCUGUCCCGGGUCACGCCCAGUGGCCUCCAGUCUGCAGCUCCUCGGUGAAACCCUCCCUCCACCUGUCCACCACGUAGGCCUCGACACACACCACCUCCACCUGCAGCACACACACCACCUCUUCAUAAGAUCAACUGGACUCUGAGACUACUCUGAACUACCAACCAGAGUCUGGCUGAGCUCCGCAGCCAGGAGACUGAGAAUGUGUGAGUGUGUGUGCGUGUGUGUGUGUGUAUGAUGGGCAGGUAGAGCUCAGUUUGGUUGCUUUAACAACCAUACUGGCAAAGUAGCAGCCACAGCAAGCUUUCUUCUGUAUGGAAGCUGUGGAAACACCCUCCUCCUCCUCACUGAUGAAGCCAUGGAUUCUCCUAACUUUUCUGGUUUCACUCCUGACUUUGAGCAUUAAUCGUGUGCAGCAGUUGGUGGACUCAAACUCCUGUCAGAUAUUCAAGUCAAACUAUGGUCUUAAUUUCCUGUUUUUGUUUUGUUUUGGUUUUUCAGGUGUAUCAUUACCGGUAGGAUAAGAUGGGGAAUGAUCCCAUCGUCUGCAGCUGUAGCUGUGAACGGAGGUCCGUCAAUGUGGUGUUUGUGUGUUAGCGGUUGUUUGUUUGGUCCAGCGGGGUUUACUCUGUUUUUUACUCCUCUGUGCCCUCGGCUUCUCUCUGCUUCCAUGUUGGAUAAUGUUCAGCCUUUUCCUUUUUGGUUUCCAGGAUUUGUUCAGCUUUUACCAGAUCAGGUCUGGAAAACACGUGAAAACUGGAGCAUCUUCUGGUUUCCGUCUGUGGUCAGGAACAGAAGAGCUCAGAAGUUUGAGUUGUUUUAAUCAUCUGUCUGCAGUUUAACGUCUGUAUGCUUCUGUUUGGAGUUGCUGGGAACGACAACCAGCCUGUGAACGCAAGUACUGAUGAGAAAUGUGACCUGAAGUCUGUUUACAGGAAAUUUGAGCUUCUUUGUAAAGAUUCGGGUGACGGAGCAGCUGGGAUUGAUGUGGGAGCGUCUGUGAGGUAGAAAAUGGACAGAUUGUGGGAGCGUCUGGUGGGAGAUGAGGAGGGUGUGUGGGAGUCCUGCAGAUUUUAAAGUAGAAAACUUCUCUGUGUGAUAGACUGAUGCAACGUGUUGUAGUUGAAGGGGAGUGGGUUGUAGCUGUGACUUGUACAUGUUCUGUUGUUGUGUAAACUCCACGUCCACACCGUGACGUGUACAGAGGGACGGGGACGCCGCACUCCGUUAGACUUCCUGCUAAGAUGUUUCUUUUCUGAGUAUAGUUGAUGUGUGGGCUUGAAAACAAAGUGAUGAAUUAACUUGUAUGUCUCACUGAUGAUGGCAGUGUGCACUGUACAUGGGACGGGUUUUUAUUUAGUCACCACCCAGAUUCUGCUUUUAACGGUGCAAAUGGUGACUCACAUCCCACAAUGCAUCUGUGGAUUCAUGGGGAAUUCUUUUCACUACCAUCUUAAGACUUUUUGCUCCUCAUUUGUAAUGCCACUGUAUUUGUGUAUUUUAAAACUGUGUAAAUAAAUUAAUAAGUACUUGUAA
This is a messenger RNA of Melanotaenia boesemani (Boeseman's rainbowfish), 3096 nucleotides long. It is a transcript of the gene csnk1da, whose product is annotated as casein kinase 1, delta a. Gene Ontology annotation, cellular component: nucleus; spindle microtubule; cytoplasm. The transcript is spliced from 9 exons. NCBI's taxonomy places the organism in Eukaryota, Metazoa, Chordata, Actinopteri, Atheriniformes, Melanotaeniidae. Bases 391 to 1608 code for a protein of 405 amino acids. The record is from RefSeq and is a predicted model, not a curated record. Gene Ontology annotation, molecular function: ATP binding; protein serine/threonine kinase activity. Gene Ontology annotation, biological process: positive regulation of canonical Wnt signaling pathway; endocytosis; peptidyl-serine phosphorylation.